AUGGGAAAGGGAGAGCAGUGUCCCCUGCAGUCCAUUCAUGAGUAUUGCAACCAGUCGAUCUAUAUGCCUAACAUGAAUCUGAGUGAUGUAGCUUUCUCUCUCCUUUUCAAGAUUAUCUUCUACGAAGGCCGCAACUUCCAGGGCCGCCACUGGGAGUGCAGCAGUGACUGCAUGGACACCUUCAAGCACUUCAACUGCUGCAACUCCAUCCGCGUGAGCGGUGGUCACUGGGUGGCCUAUGAGAAGCCUCAUCAUAUGGGUUACCAGUACAUCAUUGGCCCCGGCGAGUACGCUGACUACCACUGCUGGAUGGGCUUCAACAACUGUGUUCGCUCCUGCCAGAUGUACCCCCCUUAUAGGGGAUCCUACAAGAUGAGGAUCUACAACAGGUCUGACCUGACGGGACACACAAUGGAGUUCAUGGACGACUGCCCCAACCUGUACGACCGCUUCCGCUACCGUGACAUUUACUCCUGCAACAUUAUGGAGGGUUUCUGGAUCUUCUACGAGCACCCUAACUACAGGGGACGCCAGUAUUUCCUGCGCCCCGGAGAGUACAGGGCCUGCAGUGACUGGGGCUGCCACAACCCCAUCGUGGGCUCAUUCAGGAGGAUGAGGACUGUCAUGUAA
Messenger RNA from Cyclopterus lumpus (lumpfish), 630 nucleotides. It is a transcript of the gene crygmxl2, whose product is annotated as crystallin, gamma MX, like 2. Lineage: Eukaryota; Metazoa; Chordata; Actinopteri; Perciformes; Cyclopteridae. The record is from RefSeq and is a predicted model, not a curated record. Gene Ontology annotation, biological process: visual perception; lens development in camera-type eye. Gene Ontology annotation, molecular function: structural constituent of eye lens.